Molecule: messenger RNA, 663 nt
Organism: Bipolaris maydis ATCC 48331
Lineage: Eukaryota; Fungi; Ascomycota; Dothideomycetes; Pleosporales; Pleosporaceae
Product: acyl-CoA N-acyltransferase
Biological process (GO): N-terminal protein amino acid acetylation
Cellular component (GO): NatA complex
Molecular function (GO): protein-N-terminal-glutamate acetyltransferase activity; protein N-terminal-serine acetyltransferase activity
Source: RefSeq, a predicted model, not a curated record
AUGGACAUUCGCGUACUCCGCCCAGAAGACAUUCCACACGUGCAGCUCGCCAAUAUCACGAAUUUGCCGGAAAAUUACUUUUGCAAGUACUACCUGUAUCAUGCGCUGAGCUGGCCGCAACUCAGCUACGUAGCGGUGGAUGUGUCACGGCCGCCCAAAACGCCUUACGACCCGCCGAAAAUCGUAGGGUACGUGCUGGCCAAGAUGGAAGAAGAGCCCACAGACGGCGUGCAACACGGGCACAUUACGUCUCUCUCGGUGAUGCGCACGCAUCGCCGGCUGGGGCUGGCGGAGAAGCUGAUGCGCCAGUCGCAGCGCGCCAUGGCCGAGACGUUCAACGCCCACUACGUGUCGCUGCACGUGCGCGUGUCCAACACGGCGGCGUUGCACUUGUACCGCGAGACGCUGGGGUUCAAGGUCGACAAGGUCGAGGCAAAGUACUAUGCCGAUGGCGAGGACGCGUAUAGUAUGCGCAUUGAGCUGGCCGAGGUGAAGAGGGCGGUCAAGGAGGAGGAGGAGGCCGUGUGGGGGACUGAGGGGCUGGAUGAGGGCGAUGCGGUGGGGAGUGAGGGGCGGGAGGAGGUCAAGAUGGUGAAGAUGGGGAGGGGGAGGGGGGUUGUCGAUUUAGUCGAGAAGAAUGAGGCGGGUACUGCUGCUGCGUAG